AUGAGCCACUCUGGCCCAAUCGAGGGUGGUAUCUGGCUCAUUGGGGAUCCGAACCACUGCCCCCAUCUCCAGUGCAUGGCACUGAUCCUGGAAAUGCCCAGGUUCUCCACAGUGCCAGCACACCAGCCCAGGCUUCACUUCUGCACUGACGGUUCAGGGAUCACUCAACUGGGAGGAGGAAAACACAGAAACACAAGGAGGGAGAGGGACACCAUGAGUGCCUACCAAUGUGAGCAGGUUCUGGAAUGCCUGAUGAUCCUGCUGCUUGUCCUGCAGCAGGGCUUCAAAGCAUUGCUCCUGUACUUGGCGGAGGAAGAAUCAGUAAUGAUAAAGUGCUUGUAUCUUCUGUCUGUUGUGUUUCACAUCGCUGCAGGUAUGUACUUCAUGGUUAAGGUUACGGAUACUUUAGAGCCAGGGCCCUCUUCGAGUCACGAUGCAGCCAGAGAGGAGGCCAGAGAUAUUCAAAUAGAAGAAGAGGCUAAGGAUGACAGUGCAAGUAGUGACAGCAGCACAGAUGAGGAGGAGGAAGCAGUGAAGAGCAAGGAACAAUGCUGUGCUCUCUCUGGUGAUAAUAAACAGACAGAAAUCACACGACACAAAGGUGGUUCAGUGCUGUUACCCUGCUCCUGCUCUGACCUCAACACCAAACCUCAGAAAGUCACCUGGGAGACCAGCAGAACAGGACGUCUGACAGAAAUGUUAAAUGAUGAGCACUACCGUGGCAGAUUUAAGCUGUUUAAUAACAUUUCUCCUGCUAAUCUGUCUCUGCUCCUAUCUGACCUGAGAGAAGAGGAUGGGGGAGUCUACAGGUGCAGCACUGGAUUGCAGGAACACAGAGACAUCAGGCUUUAUAUUAAAGGCUGUGAGCUGGUGAAGGCAGGGUUAGAGGCGGUGACUGGGUUCACAGGAGAGUCUGUAGUUCUGCCCUGCGUCUGCACUGACCUACAGGACAAACCAAAGUCUGUAAAAUGGGCGUUUAGAAGAGAAUCUGGAACAAAUUAUCAGGAAAUUUACUCUGAACAGACUGGACAUCACAGGAACAGAUCAGUCAAACUGGUCAGUAAAAACCCUCCAGGAAACCUCUCUCUACUCAUAUCAGACCUGACUGAAGAGGAUCAGGGAGAGUACAGAUGUUCUGCACAGGCUGAUCACAAAUAUUUCAGACUAUCUGUUAAAGUCAGAAGAAGAGAAACUUCAACACACUCAAGGAAAACAGACACAACACCUCCAUCAGAACCAACAACACUGGAACAAGAUAAACAGCAAACACACAGCAGCCUCCCUAUAGGUGCCAAAACUUCUCAUUUUAUUCAAUAAUGAAAAGGUUAAAAAAAAAACCCUCAUCCUUAUUACGUUUAUUAACUUUGUUGUGUUUUAUGACAGUUUUUGGCAUUCUGGCGGUUUUAUUGUUGGUGAUACCUGGUGUAGUGACAUUUAUUUGUUGGAGACGUAGAGGUACACACACACACACACACACACUUUGAGAUUGAUUAACUGAAAACCUUUCGAGCCAGAAGCUAUCAAACCAGCAGCACUUCUGUAAGUCACUCUGGAUAAGGAAAACUAAAGGUCUUUUCUCUUUAGGAGGAAGAUGUGGAGAGAACAGGAUGACUGAAGAACGUCCAGACUGGAAGAGAAAGCAGAAGGAUCAGACUGGACCAGAUGUUACUUACUCCACUGUAACCCACAUUAACACAGCUGGAGCAGCGCGGGUUCAGAUCAACGCUGGAGAGGAAACUGAAUACGCCAGCAUUAUAACAAACUAAUCCACAGUAAAUAUCGAUCCAUUCUCAGAUAUUGUAGAAUAAUGCUGAAAACGUAUAUUAAAUACACACAAGGUUCAAGCAUCAGCUUCACAAUAUUGGCUGUUCUGUGAUUUAUUAUUUUGCUGUUAGAAAUCAUAUUCACGGACAUGCCUGUGUGAGAGAUGGGGGAUGGGGGCGGGGUUUCCAGAGUAUUGCGUUACCUUUACUUAUGUUAGCUAAGUGUAUUCUUUGUUUGCAACCAUGUGACCAAAACUGCUUGCGUCAUUGACCACCGCCAUGUUGGAGGAUCUACAAUAUACACAUCUAUACACAGUGGUAAGGCAUACAGUGGUAAGAGUAUAGACUGGAAGGUAAGGAGGAGUUACAUUUCGAAGCGUGUAGUCAUUUCUCAAAUCUAUUUUAAAAACAAUAAUUUUGACUGCUUCUAAAGAUGGGUAUCUCACACACUAUAUAACAGAUUUAGUUAUAAAAGAGCACUCACCAGGCGAGGAGGCUGCACACUGCAAAAAAUGAGGUCUUAGCAAGUGAAAAUAUCUUAAAUAGUUGAAAUGAUCUAGCAUUUCCUAUUAGAAGAAUACAAGACACCAAUUCUGAGAUUAUUAAACCUAGUUCUAGAUUGCAAUCAACUUAUUCUAAGAUGUCUUAUCAAGUAAAAAUAUCUGUCCAUGCAGCAAGAUAAUUUCACUAGUAUGAAGUAAUUUGCUCCUCAAAUUCAGUUUUCAAUUUUUUGCAGUGCAGUAUCUGAGGUAGUGGAUUAACAUGAAUCUUGUUCGAUUGACUCUGUGAUCGUUUGGGAAGAUUGUUCAAUAAUUUUCCGUUUCUUUCUGCACUCUGUAAGUCCUCUCUGCAUUUAACCCAUCUGAAGCACUGAACAUGUGCGCGCACACACGAGCACUGAGCACACACCUAGAGCAGUGGGCAGCCAUGCUAACAGCGCCCGGGGAGCAGUUGGGAGUUACGUGCCUUGCUCAAGGGCACCUCAGUCCAAUACCAUCCCAUAUUAACCUAACUGCAUGUCUUUAGACUGUGGGGGAAACCGGAGCACCCGGAGGAAACCCACACAGACACGGGAAGAACAUGCAAACUCCACACAGAAAGGCCCUCGCCAGCCGCUGGGUUCGAACCUAGAACCUUCUUGCUAUUUGUUCUUGCUAACCACUACACCACCGUGCCACCCACGGCCAGAGUAGGCAUAGUGAAGAAACAAAAGGAAUUCUUGAGCAUAACAACCCCUCAAGCAUAUCUUCUAUCGUAAAUGUGCGCCACAUGAGUUUGUGUAUAUCCCCCAACAUGGCCCACUUCCGGUUCAAAGCCUCAUGCAUAAUUAGCUAUGACGUCACAUGCAAACGAAGAAUUGUUCUGCAUUGUCUCCAUCUGUUAAUCAUUUAAAAAUUGCUGAUGGACAAUCUUGCAAGUUAUGUUUUGAGUGUACAUGUCAUUUUAGAUCUUUUGUGUCCCAUUCUUAUAGCAGGUUAAGAAAUGAAAGUUCUAGAAGCAUAAUCCUGUUUUGUGUAAGAAGACUCCUAUACAUGUUCUGGUUUGUGACUUUCAUGGAAAGUUUGACGUCUCCUGACUUCAAAUCAAUCAAAUUUCAUGAAUUCUUCUUUCAAUCUUAAACUCCAGCAAAACUUUGUGUCUCUCCAACUUAUUUUUCCCAUCUGCAAAAUAUUUUCAAAACUAUUGAAUACAGGUUCAAAAUGGAACAAAAUGAUAUUUUUGAAAGUGUGAAUCAGUGUGUAAAGACCUACCUGUUCACCGAGGACUUAAAUUAGCAAAUACUUGUAUUGUCUUUUUCAUGAGGAACGAACCUCUCAACACUGUGUUUAAUCUGAUGAGACCCUUAGUCCCUGUCCUAGUGAAAUAACAUGAGGAUGUGUUUUUGAGAGACUUCCGUAAGCACUUCUGUUGGUCAUUUACAUUUAUGGCCAAAUGCCAUGAAUGUAAAUGUUCAUGUGAAACUUUUUUUUUUUCAGUGUGCUUGAUCGAUAUCUUCCAUGCAUAUAGACCCCUUUCACUGACGUCACCCGAAACCGGAAGUAAACAGACCCUGCGCCAUUUUGGAAGACCAACAAACUCGUGAUUAGGGGGAAAUAAGUGAACCCACGAGAAUGAAGUGGAGUGGCAAACGACUUAAACAAACAAAUCUGAUCUGUUUUAUUUAUGAUUUAUUGGCCCAACAGUAGACUUGAAAGAAACCUGUGGAUAUAAUGGAUAAGUCUGUGCAUGAUCUGUGGACACUUUGAGGUAAGCAAACGCAAGAAAUUCAGAUUUAAAACAUGCUAAAUUGGCCCCAAGUUGAUAACUGUAUGAGGAGCAAGCCUCCCAGACGUCUACAAUUUAAUAAUAAUAAUAAUUUAGGAUGGUUUGGGGCUUGCUCGCUGCUGCCAGGUUGGUUGUUGAGUAGCCUGACUGUUUUUUUUUUUUUCUUGCGUGUGGUAUUGUUGACGCGAGGUUGUUUUUUGAACAUGCCAAUGCGGACACGAUUUCCCCUGAUGAGUUAUGACUUCAGACGCGAUGCGUGUGUGGAGUCCGCGUGAUAUGUGCGUAAGAUAGGCUUCUCAUGUGUUUGGAGAUCCGCGCUCUGAGACAAGCGCAAGCACACACACCCCCCAAGGGAAAAAAAGGGACACCCCCCCCGAAAAUAUCGGCAUAGUUCGAACACUGAGUGUAGGCACUGGGUGUAAACAACAAAUAGUUUACAAUGUCUGGGUAGCAAACAGAUGGUAGAAUUGGUGUCAGGUCCUCCUUAUGUUUCCAUUCUCCCUUGCCGCGAGUCUUAUCAUAUGGGUCAAACCCAUCAAUCACAGCCAGUUUCUCCACAUACCGUGCCCUUUCUGCAGCUGGUAAUGUACUCACAUAAGAAUUAUCAUCCAUCGUGUCACUUUACUCUCGCUCGUACUUUGUUUUAUAUUGUGAGUGCAUGUACUUGGUCUUCCAAUAUGGCGCCUAACAAAAUCUCGCGGCGCGGUGACGUCAUAUGAAAGGGGUCUAUGUGUGUCGAUGUACAGUAUGUGUAGCGAAUAUAUUUUUACUUUUUGUCACAUUCUUGGAAUUAACAUGGUUUCAUGAUAUGUUUUUGAACAUUCCCUCUGAAAUUUGUGUAUUUUUAUUUUAGUGGACUAUAUUCCAGUGUUUCUACAAACCCCAAUUCCAAAAAAGUUGGGAUGCUGUGUGAAACCUCAAUAAAAAGAGAAUGUGAUGACUUGCAAGUCAAGGAAACCCUAGAUGUCAGUGAAAAUAGUACGACAUCAUAAAUGUUGAAAUUGAGAAUUUUUAUUGUUUUUUGAAAAGUAUCUGCUCAUUUUUGAAUUUGAUACCAACAACACAUUUCAAAAAAGUUGGGACAGAGACACAGUUACCACUGUAUUGUAUCACCUCUACUUUUAAUAACAUGUUUGGGAACUGAGGAGACCAAUUACUGUAGUUUUGAAAGUGAAAUUUUGUCCCAUUGGUGCCUGAUAUAUAAUUUCAGUUGUUCAGCAGUUUCUCAACUGGCAUGGAUUGAAGGCAAGCCAGUUUAGCGCCCAGACUUUUUUUUUUUUUUACUAUGGAGCCAUGCAGUUGUAAUACCUGCAGAAUGUGUUUUGGCAUUGUCUUGCUGAAACAAGCAAGGCCUUCUCUGAAAAGUUGCUGAUAUUAAUGUUAGCUGAUAUUAGCGGGGGUUUUUUUUUAUCAUUGUGUUCUGAAUGAUAAGGUGUUCAUGUUGAGAGAUAGAGAGAGAGUGUCUUUGCUAGUGUUCUGGUAGAUAAGGUGAUUUUAAGGUGUGUUGUGCAUUUUAGAUGUGAGGUUAACUGCUGUUAUGAUAAAGUGAAGAAUUUGAUAAAUUUUGUUUUUUGAAACAACAGUUGAUAAAGUGAAGAAUUUUGAAAAAGUGAAUUCAGUAAUGAGAAAUGUAGCCUAUGUCACCUGCUGUA
Messenger RNA from Neoarius graeffei (lesser salmon catfish), 5680 nucleotides. RefSeq lists its product as uncharacterized. Lineage: Eukaryota; Metazoa; Chordata; Actinopteri; Siluriformes; Ariidae. The transcript has 7 exons. Gene Ontology annotation, cellular component: external side of plasma membrane. The record is from RefSeq and is a predicted model, not a curated record. Gene Ontology annotation, biological process: cellular response to lipopolysaccharide; positive regulation of T cell proliferation; T cell costimulation. Bases 1 to 1317 code for a protein of 438 amino acids.